GCUCUGGAUUCGCAGGCACGCAAGUGGUGAGGUGCAAGUGACGCAGCAUUCCCGAGGAUCGCAUCUCCUGAGGAGCGGCGCGCGCUCCGUCGCGGAGUUGAGCGUCAAGCCCAGGACAGGCUCCUCGGACAAGGCGCUGUUCCGAUAGGCGAGCUCACAUGCGCAGUCGCACAUGUCGACGUAGAGGAUCUACUGCCGGAUAGUGAGCCCUAAGGCUUCAGCUCAGCAGCUCAGCUCGCCUCUGCGCAAGCGGGAGGAGCUCGAACUGCAGCGCCGCGGGAGGACCAAGGCGCGCGCGGGUGCUGGCUGUUGGCGCACUUGACCCGCUGGUCCAUACGGCGAUGCGGGGUGUGUGCGGCUCUUUUGCGAAACAGUGCUGCCUGCAGACAGCUGCCAAGGGUGUGCGCUGGUCGUCACGCGGAGGCUGCGGCCGCAGCAGGCAUGCUGAGCAUCUCGGAACGUCCACGCCGGCGUCUUCGUCUUGUGCGCUCGGCUUCGCGUCGCCGCCCGCGCGCCGCGCGCGCUCAGCCGGCGCGGCAGCGCAGGCUCCUUCCCUCAUCCGACGUCGAGCGCUCUUUCGACUCGGCCGUGCAAGGCAGAGCGCAGACGUCCAUCUCGAGCUGCCCGCCUGCCGAUGCCGUGCAGCUAGAGGUGCGAGCCCUGCAAGUCCCGCCAGGCACGCCCCUGAGCGGCCGCGGUGCCUGAGUGCAGGCUGUGCGACAAAUGAGGCCCUCCGCCCUCCACCCGCGGUGGCAGCAGCUGCCAGCAAGUCAAGGGCGCAAGACUGCGGGGCCGCAGCUCAGAGUAGAGUGCGUCGGCUGGACGCUCAGGGGGUGCCUUUCGCGUUUCUUCCUGCUUGUGCUCACGUGCAAGAGGCACGGGCGCCGCUGCUCGCUCCGGCGAAGG
Tilletiopsis washingtonensis is the source of this 906-nucleotide messenger RNA. RefSeq lists its product as hypothetical. The record is from RefSeq and is a predicted model, not a curated record. The transcript has a single exon. Bases 442 to 705 code for a protein of 87 amino acids. Lineage: Eukaryota; Fungi; Basidiomycota; Exobasidiomycetes; Entylomatales.